Messenger RNA from Drosophila erecta, 1175 nucleotides. RefSeq names its product cytochrome c oxidase assembly protein COX18, mitochondrial. Gene Ontology annotation, biological process: mitochondrial respiratory chain complex IV assembly; protein insertion into mitochondrial inner membrane from matrix. The record is from RefSeq and is a predicted model, not a curated record. Gene Ontology annotation, cellular component: mitochondrial inner membrane. Gene Ontology annotation, molecular function: membrane insertase activity. The transcript is spliced from 2 exons. Lineage: Eukaryota; Metazoa; Arthropoda; Insecta; Diptera; Drosophilidae. Bases 112 to 1167 code for a protein of 351 amino acids.
ACUGAUUGAAGCCGUGUUAUGGUAACAAUCAGCUGUUCGUAAUGAUAACAGUACGCACUGCUGAUUCUUUUUAGUUGUUUACGUUGAUUAUUGGUUUUAUAUCAAUUUAUAAUGGCAGCUCCGCUGCUAUUGCGCACCUUUAGGAAGCCAAUAAUUGCUUGCACCUAUAAGUACACUUACCAAGGAGCAACUAUUUCCAAUCACACGUACAAUCAUCGACUGGCCUCCACGGAAGCGGCGGCCGCGAGUGUCCAACUGGCAAAUGCCGGUGGAUUAGUGGGAUAUUGGCAGACCUUGUCCAACAGCACCCCAGUGGCCUAUAUGCAGGAUGUACUCAUUAAGAUCCACGACUACAGCGGUCUGCCCUGGUGGGCAUCCAUCGUGCUGUCCACUUUCCUUCUCCGGAGCGUGGUCACCCUACCGCUGACCAUUUACCAGCACAAAAUCACCGCCAGAAUCGAGCAAAUAGCGCUGGAGAUGCCGGCCAUUGUGGAGGAACUGAAAAAAGAGGCAGCCAUGGCCAAGCGAAAGUUCAAGUGGAGCGAACAGCAAACUCUGAUUGUCUAUCGGCGUUCGAUCAAGAAGCAGUGGCAGAACCUUAUAGUUCGCGAUAACUGCCAUCCCAUGAAGACCAUGAUUGUGCUAUGGGGUCAGAUUCCACUCUGGAUAUUCCAGUCCGUGGCUCUGCGCAAUUUAGUGUACAUGCUGCCGGAUCCCACGUCCAUUCAAGCCCAAAUUGUAACCACCGAAAUGACCAUUGGAGGAUUUGGUUGGAUACCAAAUCUCACGGUGGUGGAUCACUCUUAUAUCCUGCCCGUAGCACUAGGCCUCAUCAACUUGGCCAUCAUUGAAGUGCAAGCCAUGUCCAGAACUCGUCCUUCCACGCGCUUGCAGAACAUCGCCAACAACGUGUUCCGUGGAUUGAGUGUGGUGAUGGUUCCAGUAGCGUGUACUGUGCCUUCAGCUUUAUGUGUAUACUGGGUAGCUUCCAGCAGUUUUGGCCUUGCUCAAAAUCUGCUGAUCCUCUCGCCGGAAGUGCGACGUUCUGUGGGAAUUCCCAAAACACAAACGGAACUCAGAGAGCCGUACGAUCUGCUCUGGCUAAAAAUACAGCAGAGGCUAAGACUUGCCGAGAGGCCACCGGCUGAUAAGCCGGCAGCCAAAUGAUCUAGUCU